Messenger RNA from Danaus plexippus (monarch butterfly), 3868 nucleotides. RefSeq names its product CKLF-like MARVEL transmembrane domain-containing protein 8. NCBI's taxonomy places the organism in Eukaryota, Metazoa, Arthropoda, Insecta, Lepidoptera, Nymphalidae. The record is from RefSeq and is a predicted model, not a curated record. The transcript is spliced from 5 exons. Gene Ontology annotation, cellular component: membrane. Bases 87 to 659 code for a protein of 190 amino acids.
AUUGUUUUAUCUGAGUAUGUUAUGCGCAUGCGCGUCACAACAAGUGAGUCAUUCUUAAAUCGAGUCGACUCUUGCAGUCUAAGGUGAUGCCUUAUAGUGUUGACGCGCCGUCCGCUCCCGUGCUAACUUUCAACAGAUAUAACACAAAUCUUGGUAACAUGUCUCAUACGGUGACCAUCACGAGGACGACCACCACUUCUUCAGGAAGUCCGCUUUUCGUCAACAGCGGCUAUCUGGGAACUCUGCCAGGAUUAUUAAAACUCGCGGAAUUGCUACUGGGCGCGGCGUGUGUCGGUGUAGUCGGAUACUAUUUGGAUCCAGGCUACAGUCGAUACAACGGCCAGAAGCCGGAACUGUUCUAUCUCCUGGUAUCAGUUGCAUUUCUUAUCGGGACAUUCUGCUUGUUGCUCUCCUGUCUGCUGUCGUUUUCCACAGCGUCUAUGAUAUCCAAAACUUUAUAUGAGGUUAUAUAUCACGGGAUAGCGUUCGUGUUCUAUCUAGCAGCCGGUCUCACGUUAAUGAUAGAGGUCAAUCAUCAGAAGAGCAGCUACCGGAGGGACUUUGAACCGUACCUAGCCGCUGCGGUGAUGGGUUUAGUUAUGGCUGGAUUAUAUUUACUGAGUACGUUCCUCGCAAAUCGCUCGUACCGCGGCAUUUGAACUUAAAAUAAUGUAUGUGAUAGUUAUUUAUUACCUACCUUUGUUUUAUACAAAACUAUAUUUAAGAAUGCCUUGAAUGAACUGUUCAACGUGUGACGUGGGCUCGAUGUGAGCUACGAGGUGUUUAUAUUAAGAAUUUUAUACGCUUUUGCUUUUACACUAGUAAAAGAAAAAAAUAUAUAGUAAUUUAUAAUCAAAAUGUGCCUACUUUUAUAUUAUAUGGUUACUAAUAAAUUAAAAAAUAAGUAAUUAUUUGACGUUUCAACGAGAAGGAAUAAAAAAUGAACGUGUUUAUUAUUUAUUAUAUUAUUUUCCUUAACAGUUACAUUAAAAGGUCUAAGAGUCGUAAAAUAAUGAAGUUGUAUUUUUUUUAUUAAGGUAUCUCAUAUUAUUUAUUUAUAAAUAAAUGUUAUCUCUGUGAAGAGUUUUUUACGUCUCAUUUAAUAAAAUGUUUAUCGAUCUUACCAAGAAUAAACAUUUACGGUAUAUAUGUCUGUCGUAAAGAUUGCGACUGUUAAAAAAAAUAUGUGUUGCGUAUGACCGUUCGAUUGAUAUUACAAUAUUUUUAUGUAUUCAUAAAAGUAAGGGUAAUAGUAACCUAAGAUAUAUCAAAUGACUGUCGUAUAGAUCGUAACUUUCUCAACGCAAUUUAGUUUAUACAGAGUUCUGGCUAAAUAAAUUAACGAUCGGUCUAGACUUCUCCGUCCAAGUCUCCGAUGUAAUGGGCGAGACUGAUUUUUUAUACGAAUUCUCUAUUAGCGGAGUUAUAAGCGGGAGACAUCAGAGUCAGUGGAGAUUUCGGUUUUUCAAUAAACAUAUAUUCUCAUCUGUUUAAAGUAAUUUUUCUUCCAAUUGUACACUAGUCAUAUACUUUACAAUAACUUAAUAUCAUUUCAAACAUUAUAAUGAAUUAGCUUUUUUAAUUUACAAAAAAAAAAAGUAAACCAAACCUUUAUAAAUGCGGAUUUUUUUCGACGACCAACGUUAGUAAUCUCAGUGUCUUAUUUUUAUAAGAGCUCCAAGAAAAUUUCUAUGAGAUUUCUAUAUAUAUAUAUAUAAUAUUAUAUAAUAAAGAAAUAAUAAAACAAUAAGACUUUUUAUCCGCAUAUUGAAAUAUAGAAUACAUAAAUAAAUUAUCCAACUAUUUGCCUCUCCCUUUGUUGAGGUACUCCAAUUUCCAAAUAACUCCCCUUCAAAUGGAAACCGUUUUAAAAAACAAUAUUUUUUAAUAUUCAAAGAGGAUCUUACGUUAAAACUGAUGCGAUAUAAAUAAUAUUUACUCAAUAAUUAGGCCAUGUAUUUUAUGUAACCUUUUAAUUAUUGUGUUUGGAAAUGUUUUGGAAAUUUUAUUGCCAAGCCUGACGUUGAGUAUUAUAAAUGUAUAAUUUUAAUCAAAUUAUCCUGCCAUCUGUAACGUAAUAGUGUACUAACCGUGUUAUUAAUGUAGAAAAAUAUUAUUAACAUUUGACAAACAAUGGUAUAUUUUUUGUAUGAUUUAGUAUAUUUAAAACUAUUUAUUAUUAUUAUAUGUAAAUAAAAAUUAUCAAAAAGUUACAUUUUAAGAGCUUGGCAUCCAAACACUGUUUUUGCCGCUGGCAGUUUUGUUACCAUAUUUUCUUUUGUUUCUAAAUUCAAUGUUUAUUUAAUUUUUUUCUGGUGUAAGUCAAUUAAUUUUCUUUUAUUUCAUUCAAUAUAUUGUCACCACUAAAUAUUUGGACGCUUUUAUUAUUAAGAUGUUUUUUUGCAAACAAUACGCUUGUUUUACAGUUCUUUGUUAAAAUAAAAUUGAUAACAAAAGUUGCUUUUAAAUAAUUUAAUUAAUUUAUUUAUUCAUAUAAAUAGCCAGCGUUAUAUUUUUCGUCAUUAUUAUACUCAUGCUGCAGUCCAUGUAGAUUUUUCUAAAGAUUUUUAAAAGAUCCGCUAGAGGCAGCACUUGAGGGAUGACAUGACAUGUUCUCUUAUUUCUUUUGACAUUUAUUAAAAAACACAUAGAAAAUAAAUUAACUAUUAAAAAAAAACAUAUGUUAUCAUGCCAACGAAAAAUUAUUUAUUCGCGAAUUAAAAUUGUAAUAAGCGAUACUAGCAAGAUAUAACAUAAUUAAUUCGAGAAGAUUUUAAAAUAAAAUAAAAAAAACAUUUAUUUUUUUCAUAACGUUUACUCCAAGACUGCCACAUUUCCCCGCCUAGAAAAAAAUUAUAAUCAAAUAGGGUUUAGUUUAGGCUAACAAUAUUAUCAGGAAUAUAGAUUUUAUAUAAAUAGACAUUCUAUAACAGAAAACACAAGUUUUAUUAUGAAUUUUAAUUUUGAUGAAGAAAUGAAACAGACUAUCAAUUGAAUGAGAUGAAUCAAUUUCAUUUUAGACUUUCAAAAGUUUCAAAAUUCUAAACUUUUAGCCAACAUCCACUUCCUUAUUUUCUAUCAUUUUUGAAUUGUAUCUUACUGAAUUAAGUCUAAAUCUAAAUUAAAAUAAAUAAGUCAAAUCUAUGACACCGAAUGAUUAUGAAAAUAAAAAUGAAACAGGUAACCCAUCAUACACAAAUCUCGGACAUGUUUUUUGUUUUACCAAAAUUAAUUCGUUCCAUUGACAUCACCUUUAAAUAAAUUCAUUUAUAUGAUUUUCGUGUUUUUCUCAAACGAGAAAUCAAAGCAAUUCUGCAAGUGAUAGAGCCUAGCUGUGGUCAGGUUACUGCAACUCGAACAUGGUCUGCCUUGACAGGGGACGUAACACCUUCCAACAGAAGAUCGGCGUGAAGUAGUCUUUAAUAGCUGCGUUUUGUGCGAUGUGUGAGAUCCGGUUGUCCUAUCACUUAACCCACCCUUUCCUUCUCGUCUUCCACAAUCAAGUUCGGCAAUGCAUCCGCAACAUCCCUUAUGUUGCAGAUGUCCGUGUCCAUGGGCGUGUCUACUUGCCAUCAAUGCCAUCUUUGAUAAAAAAGUUGCCCCAACUGGUGCUAUGUUUAAAAUUUUCUAGGGAAAUAGGGUAAAUAAAAAAAGCUGAAAUUUGCAAUAAUUUUCAUUUUGAUUGUGAAACAAUUGGUUAAUAAUAAUAUCUGUAGCAACUGUUCAUUAACAUUGUGUUAUCGUCCAUACUUAUUUUUGUUAAAAAAUGUACACCUACAAUAGCAUUAAGUACCUAUACUGAAUGAGACCUAUUAUAUUUACAAAAUUGCUUUUUUGUACUUUCAAAAUAAAAAAAUACGAACAAGAA